Messenger RNA from Leptonychotes weddellii (Weddell seal), 8777 nucleotides. NCBI's taxonomy places the organism in Eukaryota, Metazoa, Chordata, Mammalia, Carnivora, Phocidae. The record is from RefSeq and is a predicted model, not a curated record.
CGCGCCGGGUCGCGUUUCUCUCUACUGCCUGAGGCGGCUCCGUUUGGGAGAGCCUUUCGCCAGCUCCACGGGGACCUCUGUGCACGGAUGGACCCGCCCGGACCCGGCGGGAAGCGGCCUGGCAGGCGGCGGCCCCGGCGGUGUCAGCAGAGGGAGGACAGGGCCGAGGCCGCGGGUCCCUGAGGCGCGCGGGCCCACAGGGCUCGGCGUUGGCACCAUGAUGCCGGGCGAGACUCACUCGGCGGCGCCCGGGACGGCGGCGGACCUCUCGCGGUGUCAGGGCUGCGCCUCCCUGCAGCAGAAUUUAAACGAAUAUGUUGAAGCACUAAUUACCUUGAAGCAGAAAAUUAUUAAUACAGAUAAUUUAUUAACAGAAUAUCAGAAGAAAUGUGAUGAGCUGCAGUUUGCAAGAAGAGAGAAUAGUACUCUGCAUCACCAAGUGGAACAGAUGCUUCAAAAAAUUUCUCCUCUGCAGAAAUGUCAGGAAGAAUUGGGAUCUUUAAAAGCAGAGCUGGAAGAGAAGAAGAGUUCUCUGAAGUUGUACCAAGAUACUCACCAGGAAUAUGCACGUGUAAAAGAAGAAUGCUUGAAAACUGAUGCUCAGAAGAAGAAACUAGAAGCCAAGGUGAAGAAGCUGGAAGAGGCUGCUGUCAAGCAAACACAGGACUUCAAGCAGCUGAGGAAUGAGAAGAAAAUACUUGAAAAGGAAUUUAAGAAGACACAGGAACGGCUCGAUGAAUUUUCUAAACAGAAAAAUGAAAAGGAGUUGAGACACAUUGGAACACAAAUUUCAAGUGAUUCUUAUGGAAGCAUAGAUAAAAGAAAAGUAAAGCUACUUCUGAAGGAACUCUGGCUCUGCAUAAACACAACACACAGACUACCUGGUGAAGGCAGCCGAUGUAUCACAGAGAAACCUGCCAAAGAAAACCCCGGACCCACAGAGUCCAGGGAUGAUGGCCUGCCUCCUCCAGCGGGAGGCAGGCCGCUCAGAGCUGCAGCUGUGCAGACGUGCCUGGCAGAACUGUCCAUGGAAAUAGAGGGUGACUUCUCUGCGUGUAGACGUGUGGGGGGAGAGGGGCCCAGUGGAGCCGCACACUGUGAUGACCACGUUUCUAAUGAGGGCCGGCAUCCUGAACUCGCAGUGCCGAGGGACGACGAGGACAGUACUGACUUCUCUGAUCGUGAUCACUGUUUUGAUGAAGAUCUCCAGGCGGCAGUUGAUUUCUUCAAACUUCCCCCUCCUCUGUUGUCUCCAGUGCCGUCACCCCCUCUGGUGUCCCUACCACCCCUGAGCACAUUACCUUCUUCGCUCGCGCCUGAAACCUACUUUGGAGAGUAUACAGAUUCCAGUGAUAAUGAAUCGUCCCAACAUAGAAAUUCUGCUGAGUCUGUUUCAGAAGAUGAGACGUCUGAAUCACAGUAUUUUGGUUCAUCCAGAAAAAGUAAAGGAAGUAGUGGUACCUGGGAGGAAAAGCUCAAAUCACAUGAAGCCACCCAAGCUCUGACUACAUUGGAAGUAAAUGAAGUGACAACUGUCGGGUUUGGGACAUUCACAGCAACACUGAGAGAGCCUUCAGCCACAUACUCCUUAGCUCGUGAGAAACACUGGAUGGUGUCAUCUGAAUCGACAAGUGAUAGGAGAAGAGGCGUUUUAGAUGAGGCACAAAGACAGAGAGAGGUUAGAGAGGCGGAUAAGUCAGUGCAGACUGAGAACAUGCUUCAUGAGCCCAUCAGAAAUGUGUGUGUUGAGACGUCGUCUGGCAGCCGGGCACAGGGCAGGGGAGAGGCCCUCCAGAAGUCUGAUGUGUGUUCUCCCCUCGGCAAGAGGCCAUUCAGUGAGCUCAUGGAAUCUGAAGGAAAAACCCUGCUAUCCAAAAUGAUAGGAUCACCCAAAUCACAGUUUACUAAGUGGAUGCUAACUAGUGAAAUCCCUCUUGAAUCAGAUCAUCUGUCAAUCUCUGACCACUUUCAGGGAAUGUGUAGAGUAUUGGGGAAGGAGAGAGAUGUUCAAGGGUUCAUUUUUGGAGCAUCACCUGAACCAGAGGACGAUGCAGGUGAUGCAAUGGGUGUCACAGGGCUCAGUGUUGACGCCAGGCUUUCUUCCUCUUCUACCUCGGGAACAUCGUCUGUCUGCAGUGACUCCCCAUCUUCCUCUGGGUUAAAGUAUGGUCAUGAUCUACACAUUCCUGCUAAAGUUACCCCUAUGGAACUGCAUCACUCUGAACAAAAGUUACAAGCUGAAACCUUGAACAUGUUAGAUCUGCAGCCUGAGCCCCCAGAGUGUCCUGCCGGACAGAACCAUCUGGAGAAUAGCUUGUGUGCUUUGAGCCCUGAGUUGGGAGCAUCAGAUUUUAAUAAUCAGAGCAGCAGUGAGGUCGGGUGCACAAAUGUUGUGAAAGGCAUGCCCAAAGUCUGUUCACUUGCACAGUCAGUAUUUAUAAAAGCUAUGAAAGAGGCACAGUGUCGAAGUCAGGGUCCCAGAACUGAGCUCCCCCUGACUAGGGCGGAUUCUUCACCAUUGCUAGAGUCUCAGUGUGGCUUGACCAAGAGUGGGUUUGGUUUUGUUAAAAGCCCUUCAUGGCACCAUAGUGAUCUGUUAAGGAGAGGUGGGGAAGAAAGGAUGAGAGCUAAGUCAGAAUAUGAACAGAAGACCAACCAUCAGGUAGAAAAGGCAGUGCCAUCCUUAGAGAGUAGAGGAUCCACAUCCAAGCCUGAACUUGCUAGAGAAAAUAAUGCUGCGGGGCUCAGGGCUGCUACAUCACUGUUGCCAAACCAAGUGUCCGUGAUCACCAAGCAGGCCAGGCCUGACACGGCGCAGAGUGCUAGACCGGAGCACUGGAGGCGCGAGACUGAGUCUGCCUUCGGAGCAGCACGUGCCGGUCCUGGGGCUGCAUCCAUGUCAUCUGUAGCCAGACGUGGCAGAGAAGGAGAGGACACGGCACGGGAUGCGCAGGGGACGGCUGCUACUGAAGGGACCUCGCCACGAGUUUCCACCUCGUGGAGAAAAUUAGACUUCAGUUUUCCAAGUGCUUCUUUACCAGUAGGAAAUUCUCAUUGUUCCACAGAUAGCGGACUGUCUUUCUCUUCUAAAAACAUCCCGGUCCAAAACCAAGACGUUGUGACGGAAGCCUCAGCACAGGAAGAAGUGCAGAAGCAAAGUCUGCUCCUUCAUGCCACGGAUCUGGACUCGUCUGGGCUAGAUGGGGAUCGACUCCUUCCCGCCACAGAAGGGCCAGUGUCGAGAAGUUUUCCUGUGGACGAAGUACCCUUUGGUGGCACGGGCAGAUCUAGUGGUGAGGCCCUGGCCGUCUCAGAGGAUUCUCCUCGUGUCCGGCAGAGCCUGGAGUCUCUAGAGCUGCCGUCUCAGACUCCUGGCAGUGCUUCUCCUAAAGGUCCAGGCACUACAGGGACUGCUCUUCCAUCGGCCAUUCUCAGGAAAGAGGAAGAGACGCAUGCUGUCCCCCAGAGUGGCCUCGCUGGGGCUCUGUGUUACACGGGCAUUCGGGAGGCAGGCGGUGGCGACACAGAGGUGGAGGAGAGUGAGGCACCUAGCUGCAGCGAGGGGGAGAGUGAGUCCGAAGCCGCGAUGGGGGACAGACAGCAAGGUGCCGCCCGUGCCUCCAGAAAAGAUUUAGGAGCUGGAGGUGCUGGCGCAGCCGAGACCAGGCCUUCUGUUGAGGUGGGGUGUCUGACCUCCGCGCUGCAGGACUUCAACAUCAGUACUCUUUCUGAGGUAGACGGACUUUCUACAUCAGAGGUCGUGAUGUUUCUCGAAAGUUGUCAGUUAAGAGAUUAUAGUUCAGGGGACUCUGUUUCAGAAUGUUCGAGCAAAGGAACCCUAUAUAAAGAAAUGAACAAAGACUUAAAGGCAGGUGAGCUCUCAGGAGGGAAGUACAGAAAGCAGCUCUGUGAAGAAGAAACCCUUGAAACCUCCGAAGAGUGGAUUGAAUCUGAGGAAGAUGAUGGUCCUCUGAGGAGCACGGAUCAACUCACACGACGUUCCUUGGAAACGCUGUCUGAGGUACUCACCAGGGUCGGCCAGGCGCUUCAGACCAGCUGUGAGAGCUCUCCUGGAAAAGACGCCGGUAACCUGCUCUUAAAUACGCAUGACAGCCUGACCACUAAGCCUGCCCGAGAGCACAUCCCACCUCAGGAGGUGAGUGGCUUCCUGCCAGACCCUUCAGGAACACCCCCUCCAACAGCCAGCGUGGCCAGCAAGGGCCGUUCUCCGGCCAGAGGCAUAUUGAGUAACAAAGUCACUCCAGGCAGUCCUAAGGGUGUUCCCGAUGUCACCAGCCCGAUCUGUGGUGGGGCAGGGGUCCUGUCGGAGCCGGCAGAGCCCUCCCCCCAGCGCUCUGACUCCAUGGUGGGGCAGACCGUGGAGGGCAAUGCCGAGGAGGGGGCAGAAACGACAUUUCAGUGUCAAAUAUCAACAGUGACCUCCGAAGUCAUAAAUGUGCUCAUUAAUAAGGAUCAGAAUCUCGUCAUUGAAAAGGGGGACCACUGGACCAUCAUAAAUGGGGUCGCUCUCAUGCCAAAUGUGGACCAGGUCAUACUGUGUGACAGUCCCGAGGACAUUCCUGCUUCUCCAGAUCGAGGAGACUUGGGAGCUGGCUUCCUUUCCGUUACUUCCUUGGACAAGUCCCCAGAGACCAGUCACCCUGGCCGUCCAUUUCAGGAGCCCCAGUGUGGCAGCAACCUGUCAUGUGCCCAAGAGGAAAUUUCCAGCAGCAGCCAGAGCACCAACUUCGAUAAAAGUCGUUUGCGCAAUAGGCCUGUCAAACCUAGUGUAAGGAUUAGUUCUGAAAUCUAUGAUCAGAACUUUGAGUCUCAGACUAUUGCGUCUGAUCACACAUACUUUAACUCGAAACUAGAGCCAUUCAGCAAAAAUAAGAAUCGAUCAAAGAUUUCAAACAAAGAUCAAUCAAACAAGCUGGCAAAGGCUUUAGCAUCAAGCCGAGUUGAAGCUAAUCAGAGUGAAGGUUCUCAGUCAUAUUCAGGAGAAAGAGAGAACACAAAAACUCAGAAAAAUCAAACUCAGACCAUUUUAGCCAAUGCUGACACAUCGACUCCUACAGAUUGUUCUGAUACUCUGAGUAAAAUCCGGCAGGAGGUGGGGCCUCCCCUGCCACCCUUGCUUGCUCCUCUGGUCGCUACACCUCCAAGGACUUCGCAACCAGUUUCUCCUCUGAUAGUAACUUCCUCUCCCUCCUCACCUACCUCUCCUAUUGGCCAGAUUUCUCCUUUGUGUGAAAUCCCAGUGCCUCCUGUGAUGUCUCCUUUGCCAGAAGAGCCGGGAUGCCUCUCCCCUCCGUGCACAUCUCCGUCCCCAUCCACUGCCCUGGCCGGCGAGAGGAUCUUGUCAUCACCCUUGCAGUUUUGUGCUGCGACCCCAAAGCAUGCCCUCCCCGUGCCUGGCCGCCUCCCGCCCUUGGCACCUGCCCACACGGCUGUGGCCGGACCCCAGGAGAAUUCCGUUAAAAUCCUUGACACCAUGUACCCAGAGCUGUCUGCCAGGGCCCGCACCCUCAACAUCCUCAAAGGGAAUAUUCAGCUCACUCGAGGUCCGUCUGCAGACUGUAAAAGCUUAGCAGGGCCUGUCAACGCUAUAACAGGAUUCAAGGCAAUUACCUCAACGUCCACGGCCUUUGUUAAGACGGGAGGCAGCUCAGGGAGCGACUGUAGUCAAGAGAAGUCCAGAGAUGGGGGGACUCGCCAGGAUGCAGGUGGGAAAAGGACGUUGUCUGCAUCAACACUGAGGAGUGCCAAAAGACUGCGGCUGGACAGCGGGUCCCCAGAACCAGAAACUGGGGGUGCCACUGCAGAAGGAGUCAGCAAGACCCUCCGGAGGAACCUCCCUCAAGCUGAAGGUGUGACGACAGAGGAAGAAAGUUCUCUUCUGACCAUCAGUACGGUUUCACAGGUGCCUCCAAACCCAAAAGAAACCGUAGAGUCCCAUGACCAAGCCAUAGCUGGUGCACUGAAGAAAAUCGCAGAGUCAUCUUUUGAUCUCUUACCUGUCAUUCGGAGUCACGUGUAUGUGGGAAAUAUCUCUAAAAAGCCUGUAAUGAGAGAUCAAGAGAAGGAAGUUGUUUAUGAAUUUAGCACAACCAAAAAGCAUUUAGCAGAGUGCUUGCUUCACUCUAUUCUCUCAGAACUAAAAAUUCAGAAGAUCUCUAUGGAGCGCAAUUACAUUCACGCCCUCUGCAGAGUGUAUGUGGGUAUUUGUCGGCAACUUGGAGACUUGGAAAGAGCUCGUUUGUUUUGCUACAGCCUACUUAAGGAAGAUUUUCCAGAGUCAGAGAAAUUGACUUUGUUCAUUGCAAACAUGUGGCAUGAUAUAUUUAUUUCCCAAUCGGUGAUUAAUAAGGCAAUGCAGUUGGUUGCCAGGCAACGUGCUAAAGGAGAGGUUCGGAACUGUUUGAGAGCCUUUCUCAACUGGGAAAAGAAUGCUCCUGUGGAUGUGGGUUUCAUGGUUUCUAAGCUGCUAUUGACCAUACAGUUGUGUCCAAAAACAGAAUUUCAGUCCAGUGAAAAAUUUGGUGAAGACUUAAGUGACAACACUUGGGAGUACAUAUUUGCCAUUGAUCUGCUCUGCUGCCAUCAAAAAUGGAUUUGGACACAUGAUAACAUUAUAAGUAAAGAGCUGUGGCCUGUAAUGGAUAAGUGGAUAAAAUACAGAAAAGGACACGCGAACAUUGCAUAUACUCCUGAUAUUAUUAUAGCAUCGAUACUGAGGCUGAUUGGUGAGUUGUCUGUUUUAUGAAAUGUUUUCUUGUUAUUGAUCACGUCUUGGUGGGAGAAUAAAAGUGUGAUAAUAGAUGCCGACCAAAACCUCACCAUAAUGAUGGCUUUUUACCACCACAUAUUAGAUGCAUUCUCACUUCCUUCUCCUCAGUCACAUUCUUUCUUUAUAAAUUAAUGUUUUCUCUGACUUUGUCAGAGAUGAGGUCUUCGUGCAGUCCAUUGUACGUGUGAUCGAACGUGUGCUGCUCACUUCUUACUGUUUACAUGCACACGUGCACACCAGCACACGGGAUUGCGGUCAGUGACGCUCAGGUCUCGUUCGGUGUCUAUAACCUGCUCUCUCUCCCUCAUGCACCACGUUCUUCUCUGCUGGCCCAGGCAGGGUCGAGUCAUGCAGCUCCGUAACUGGGGACUAGCUUUGUUUUCCUCCAGGCCCAUAUACAGAAAUUAAAAUCCUUGUUUAAACAGAUUUUAAAUGAGGCAUAGAUUCUCUUCCAUCUUGGGUGCGCAGGACCUCAGUGGGUUUUUGGUUCUGCUCCCUGUCACCCCUACUUUUUUAUUUUUUAUUUUUACUUACUUUUUCCUCCUUGCCUCAUCUCUGACAAGUCGCUCUCCAGGCCCUGCAGAGUUACCAGUGAUGAGAUCUAUUAAUUUUUGGAAGGCUCUUCUUACUUAGAGUGGACUUCUCCAUCUGUAGUAUGUAGCCCUUGCCCCUGGGGCACACCAUCGAGGCUCAUCUGAUACCUGUGUUGUAGCCCCUCAGAUCCUAGAACAUAUUCACCGUGACUUUUCAGUAUCUUUGGCGUUUAAUUGGUUAGAGCUUCGAGAUAGUGCCACUGGAAAUAAGGUUUGCAAAUAUUUAAGUGAUCUGAGUAGUCGCAUAAAUAGGUCUGUCUGUGACAUGUACAUAAUGGCUAGUUGUGUUACCAUCUCAGUAAAUAGAUAUUGCUGCCCUGUGCAUCCUUCACAUGCAAACCGAAGAACAUGGUGCUAAGUAAAUGUGUAAAAUGGUCCAGGCUGCUCUCAAGGAAGAACCAGAAAUACACCUGGAGUGAAGUUACCAAAAAGAGAGCAUGUGGGCCAGGUGAUUGCUGGAGAGGUUGCGGGAAUCAGAAGAGAUGCCUGCAAAGAUAGCUCAGGGUGUGGAAGUGAAUGAACUGCUCCCUGGGGGACUGUCUCAAAACACAGUCUGUGGCAUCCUUUAUUUCAGGGUGCCCUGGCCCGGAAGCAGUAAGGCCAGAGCAGGGCCAGGGGCAGCCUUCUCAGCGGUCUGCUCGCUCUGCUUUCAGUCGCAUCUUCUCUCAGGGAUUCAAGAAAAAUGUUCAUACCUGGAACUGACAUUUUAAAUUACAAAACUUACUUGAAAAUUAAAAAAUUGGGAGAGGGUGUUAAAUCCAUAAAUAGAUAAUAUCGACCUAGAUGAAGUAGCUUUGGAAUUUUGAAAAGAACAUGAUAAACUUUUUGAAGUCACACUUACAAAAUAUGGUGUGAUUUUGGCUGUUGUUGUUUGCAGAGGCGUUUGGUUACAUAUGUGUUUGUCGUAGCAGGAGAGGAGCCGGGUGUGGGAGGGUGGAAGGCUGCACUUCUGGUGACUUGCGCACAGUCCCUGUGCGUCUGUGACAGAGGGUCAGCCUCAUGGAUGAAUCUCCCCUACAGUUGGCUUUCAGGAGCCUUCCACAUUUGGCAGGCCAUCCAAAUUGCCUGAGAAGCUUUUUAGAAAAUGUAUAUGGAUACUCACAUAAUUAAAAGUCAUAUGUAGUAAGUUAUAUAUUAUGGGAAAAAUUGACAAUACAUAGUUCACAGUAUUGUCGGGUAGAAUGCUAAUACAUAUAUUGAAUGUGAUCCAAAGGGUGGAUAAGUAGGAGGUGGUGAUGUUCAGAGCAGCAGAGCCAGGCCUGGAAAGCCGUCCUCAGAUCUGCAGACAGGAGAGGGCCGCUGGGACUGCCAGGCUGGCCACGGUGUCGUGGGCUGGUGCCGGCCCUUGGUGGCGCAGCUUUGCCUGCUCUGGCUGUCUGGCCACUGAAGCGAUA